Molecule: messenger RNA, 1395 nt
Organism: Pocillopora damicornis (cauliflower coral)
Lineage: Eukaryota; Metazoa; Cnidaria; Anthozoa; Scleractinia; Pocilloporidae
Biological process (GO): protein ubiquitination; ubiquitin-dependent protein catabolic process
Cellular component (GO): nucleus
Molecular function (GO): ubiquitin protein ligase activity; zinc ion binding
Source: RefSeq, a predicted model, not a curated record
UUCAAUUGCCCACAUUUCCAGCGGAACACUUGUCUGAUUCACUUCGCAUGCUGCAGUGAGUGGUAUCCUUGCCACAAAUGCCACAAUGACGCCUUGAAAAAGCAAGAGAAUGACAAACCAAAAGUGGAUAAUUCAAAAUAUAAUUUCGGGGAGAGUGAUAUAGUAGAGGAAGGAGACGAUUUGGGAGAAGGCAGUUCAAAUGCCACUGGAAUUAGCUAUGAGCUCGAAGCUACUCCAUGUAGUGUUCCAUUUGAUGAUACCAAAAUGGAAUUAAGAGCUAAAACUUCAGAUGCACCCAAUGGCGAAAACACCGAAACAGCCACUGACUACGAAUCCUUGCAAAAUGGGAACGACAGGGUUUCGUCAGGAAUGGCAGAAUAUUCAGUGAGCAGAGAAAACAAACAAACUCAACAAAACACCACUCCUUGGGGAGUAAAAGGAAAGGGUAACGCAGAGGGAACUUCGUUUAACAUAGAGGAAAACUUGUCACAACUCAAUGGAGAAACAAGCAUUUCCAGUGCGAUAUCUUCUGGCCAAGCAGCAGAAGGUGCCAGAGAACACGAAGGUUUAAAAGAUGAAGCAUCGACUGGUGACAUAGAGGAAGAAAAUCUAAAUACUACCAAUGGAUCAUCAAAUCAAUUGAAGAAUAAUGAAGAGAUGCGCGUCAGAAAAAGUAUGAUGCAAGGAAAUGAUGAAGAUAAUUUACAACUCUCAUCGGUCACUAUAAAGGAGCAUGUGCUAGUUACAUCACGAGACGGAGGUCGCCUAAAGUGUAUAGCAUGUGACCACAUACAGUCAAAGUUUUGUCAGAAGUGUGAAAAUGGGUCGUGCGGGAAAACAUUUUCCAGUUACUUCUGUCCAGAAUGUAAACUUUUGAUCGAAAGUAGUGGAAGUGUUAAACUAGACCCUUACCACUGUGGUCCGUGCGGGGUAUGCAGGUUAAACAAGGAAGAAAACUUCCAUUGCAACACGUGUAAUGUUUGUAUGCCACUGUCUCUGAAGGAUCAUAAGUGUUUUGACAAUAGAGGUCACGAUCCUUGUGCAAUAUGCUUGGAGGAAGUUUUUUCAGGAGCAGUCAUUCUUCCUUGCUUUCAUAUGAUACAUGAGGAUUGUGGUGUAAAGCUUAUUCUCUCAGGAAGUUACACAUGCCCCAUGUGUCGUGGGGCCAUCAUGAAAAAUGAAGAAGAACCUGAGGAAAAUAUAGAACAAUCCGAAACAGGCGAUGACACUGCUUCCAGUGAAGGACUGAUUUCCAGAUUUAAAAGUGUAGUAUGCCUGAAUUUUUAUACGCUGUAUAAGAAAAUAGUUGGGCCCCCUCUUAGUAACAAUGUAAUUGAAAUGAACACCAUGUCGGCUUGAUUGUAAAUAAACUCUUCGUGCUCCUCAUCUAGUUAA